CUGUGCACAUUGAGUUCAGCUCUCAGGUUAGUUUCUCUAAGACCUCACAUGGGUUGACUUGAGCGCUAGAGAGUAUUAAUCCAUGAUCAUGAUGCAUCCCUCUUAAUAGUACGGCUUUCCUAUCAACUCAAGAUCAAAAGAUAAAUCAAAUUUAAACCACUUGAUAAGCUUCCAUCAAACCAAAGCCUUUCUUUCAAUUCUUGAUAAGCUGAGGAUGUCAUCAUGUCAAACUUGUUUUUAAUCUUGAGCAUAGCCAUCUUGAGCACAUGACUUGGUUCCAUUCAAUAGAUAGAUUUGACUCCAAAUGUACCAAGUCAUUUUCAUUAACUACUUCAAUAGUAGAUUUGAUCCUCCACAUCAACAUGACCCUUAGAGCUUGAUUAGUACCUCAACUAAAUGCAAGUAAUUCCUUCUUCACCCGAGCUAGGUUUUUCGGUCGUCAAGCCGUCGCUUGCCCUUCACCCUUGCUUAGUACCUCGAAGCCUUUCCUUGCUAUCUUCACCAUCUCAAGUCUUCAAGUCAUAUGUUGCUUUGAAUCAUCCAAACAAUUUUAUACUUUUCAUUAUUGCUUUCAUAUGAGUGAUAGAUAUCUUCACAAUAAAUAAGUCUCUUUCAAUGAUUCCAUUUGCAUUGUUGUUUUGUGCUUGAACUAGAUUGCUUCAUACAACAAUACAUAAUUUUGGCUUUUGUAAACUUGGAUCAAAUACCUAUGAGGUAGCUUUUCCCUGUUUCACACUUAGCAAGAUCAUUAGUUCCUUUAAUCAUGGUUGUCAUUCAAUCAUCCAAAACACAUUAAGUGGCUUAAUGCACUUACACCAAGCCUCCUAGAUUGGCUUUGGGACAACUUCCUAAGCCUAUUGAUCCAAAGUUCUUUGAAGGUGCUUGCUCUGACGAUGUUCAUAGAAAGUCUGAAGACAAGGUGGCAAUUAUAAUGCCAUAUUGCAAAGCCAAGGGUUUAUGUUUCAAAUGUGGAGGUAAAUGGGGACCCCAACACAAAUGUCAUGCCUAUGUUCCUUUAAAUAUGGUGGAAGAGGUGUGGAAAUUGGUAGUUGAACCUGUGUGUUCCCAAAUUCCUCCUCAAUAAUCAUAGUAUGACUCUAAUGAUAAACUUUUGGCCAUCUCGGAAAAUGGAGUCAAGGGCACUAAUGUUGCAAAGACCCCACAUGCCUUCAUAGGAUACCAUUAGUUUAUGAUUUUAGUUAGCGGAUUAAGGUAAUUAUCACAACUUUAUUAGUGAGCACAUGACCUCUAUGUUCAAACCUUGCACUCCUAUAAAACAAUCAAUGGUCGUUACGGUUGUUGGUGGUGCUCAGUUACUCUAUACUCAUGAGAUUGUCAACUGUUCUUUGUCAGCACAAGGUACAUAUUGUUCACCACUACAUUCAAAAUUAGUAGGUCAUGCCAAUAGUGUGUCACCAAUAAGGCCGCUGAUGCUCUGUCAAGAGUUGUUCAUAACACUUCCACACUUUCUGCUAUCUCACAUGCACAACCUCCAUGGUUUGCAGACUCUCCAACAUAGUUGUGCUCAAAGUCCUCUUGCUCAAGAUCUUCUGUCUCCCUUAGCUCUACAUGGUCCUCAUGGCCAUUUUACAUUAGUCCAAGGUAUCAUCAAAUACAAGCAUGCUAUCUGGCUAGGCCAUUCAGAUCCACUUCAAACCAAAGUGACUACUUAGUUUCACGCCAGCUCUAAUGGUGGUCACUUUGGUUUUCUAGGUACUUCUCACCGCAUCAAGAAGUUGUUUUACUAAGCUCACAUGAAGACUUCUAUCAAAGAGCUUGUCACUGCCUGUGUCACAUGCCAACAUGCCAAGUCUAAAUGCCUUCCAUAUUGAGGGCUCCUUCAACCACUCCCAUUGCUAGAUCAAGCCUAGAAAGUUGUCACCAUAGAUUUUAUAGAAGGUUUCCCACUUCCCCCUCCAAUUACAUACUUGUGGUAGUAGACAAGUUUCCUAAGUACACUCAUUUCACUAGGCUCAAACACCCCCUAUUCUACCCUCCAAGUAGCAUAAUUGUUUAUGGAACAUGUUAAUAAGUUACAUGGUGGCGACUAUGAAAAUGUCACAAUUUCACAUACUCUAAAUGCCAUCAACAACCUCAGAAUAAAAGGAAGAUAAGCAUAUCAUGAAUAUAAUUUAUUCAAUAACAAGUUCCACAUGUAUAUGGAGUAUUUUUUGCAAGACAUAAGCCAAAGCUAGAAAUUGAGCCAAAUGAGCCCACACUAGGGGAUCACCCACCACCCUAGUGGGUCCCACUACCCUCUUCAAUCCUUCCAUGAGCCAAGAAGCAUAAUUCAAGCAAUACUCACCCCUUGCAUCAAAUUAAAGUUGUAUUUCUUCUCAAUUGCUAAAGAUCAACUCACACGGAUUGAAGAGCCUACAACUUAAGAAAUCGACGUGCCAAGGAGAACAUGAGCUUUGCUGUGGUACACCCAAAUAACUAUGAGUCGUCGAUCUAGAGGACUUUCAUCAAAUAUUACCUCCUAGGAGGUAAUAGAAGGAAGAAAUAUAUAUAUUAGCAAAUAGGUAAAAUAUCUUCAAUUAGAUCUAGUUUACAUAUUGCGUUAGAUCAUGGACGAUGUAAAUUGUAAUCAACAUGAUGGACAUAAUUAUUACUAUUUUUGUGACGUGACAUGACAUGGUAAUAAAGUAAUAAGGUGUGUUUUAGCCUUUUUUGUUACAUUUUUUUCACACACCUUCGUGCGUGUAAGUCACUUGCUAAAAAAUCAGGGUUUCAAUUUUGGUUUUAGAAAUAUUCGGCAACCACUAAAAUUACUGAAUUUUACGAAUUUCUAUAAAAAAUUCAGUGAAUUUUGCAAAAUAUUUUUAGAUCUAAACAAAAAAUUAGCACGAUUUAUGAAUCUACUAUACAUAUAUUAGUUUAAUACAAAAUAUCCAUGAUUAUCCUUUUUUAUAAUAAGGAGCGCUUCCUUCCACACAUAACACAUAGAAAACAAAUAACAUGUGCUUAAUCGAAGUGAUAAAUGCAUGCAUGCAUGCAUAACAUUCCAUUCUUAAUUCUAUGCGACUUCUUGGAAGGAUUUGUUUCUUUAAUUGUUGCCUUGAUUUUUACUUUUUAGACAUUUUAGUUACUUAUAAAAUAUUUUGGCUUUAAAAAUCAAGGGCUAUGAUUUAACUGAAUUCUUACCUCCUAUGAGGUAAUGGGUGUACCAUAGCAAAACCAACACAUACCCACUCAAGAUGAUGGCAAGAGGCCCCACACCAGAGAGGGACCCACCAGUCAUUAGAGGGGGGCGGGUUGGCCGACCCCUAUCGCUCGAUGGGUGGGAAUGCCUCCACCGCCUUCCAGUGUGCUCUCAUGCAAGAAAGUUCUUGGUUUCUUGGAGGGAUCGAUCACCGCUUUGUUUUAGUUCUUGGUUGGAUCGUACUUUGGGUGGAUGGAGCAGAGGCCGGCGGUGGUGUGCUGUCGAUGAUCGAUCGUCGGUAUGUUUUAGGUGUAGAGAUACGUACAAAUGGAAAAAAAAAACAUAUUUUGACAAACUGAUCGGACGCGGGGCAAAGCAAGCGGCCACAUCCCAAUCGAACUCGGAGAAAGGAAAGGAAAUUAAAAACAAGAUAAAUAAAAGGUGUAUAUAAUGAUAAUACUAAGUGUAUAAAAAGGAAUUGGCAAAUCCUAAGUCCAACAGGGGCCGAGUCACGGACAAGAAGAAAAGACCCCUUUCUCGCCGAGUCGCCGUUACCUUUCGUCUUCAAAGCCGUCGCCGUCGCCGUCGCGGCACCAUAGUCUCCGGCCACCCGCGCCGCAGUCCAUCAGAAUAUCUAAGGUUCCGUCCCCUCUAGCUCCCCUACAGCAUCCGAUGUUUAAACGAACGUUUCUUUAACUGCCUCGUCGGUUUUCUCCCCCUCCGCUCCAGACUUCCAGAGUCCAUAGUGCUUCUAUCCCCCGGCACGCCGCCGGCCGGCGAUAACCUGACCACCACAUGCCGACCUCGAGGACGGUGUCGACGAUUGCGGCGCAGACGGAGCAAGGCACGCAUGUGGUUCGCAUCCUGGGGUACAGCCAACUAAGGCGCAUGAAGGAGGUGAUCAAUUCCGACAAGUUCUCCGUCGGCGGGCACGAGUGGUUCGUGAAGUUGGUUCUCGAUAGCUGCAGCACAGCAACUGCGUUCUCCCACCCAGACUGUAUCAUCGCUGUACUCUUGCUCAAGAGCCAUGCCCAGACCAAGGAAGUGCAGGCGUCGUUCGACCUCAACCUGCUCGAUCUGGCCAGUGGGUCGUCCUUGUCGGUGCACAAGGUUGCACCCAGCUUUUUCCACCCCGGCUAUGGCGACACCACGGUUGCUUGCUGUCAGAUAAAGAAUGACCUGUUUGAAACAUCCAGCUACCUUCAGGACGAUUGCCUCACAAUCGAAUUCAGCAUCACUGUUUUCAAAGGACCACUGUCAUCUGAGACCAAAUCGUUGCCGAGGAUCCAUGUGCCGCCAUCCGACAUCGCAGCGGAUUUCGGCAACCUGAUGGAAACAAUGGAGGGGGCCGAUGUCACCUUCAGCGUUGGAGGGCAGGAAUUCACGGCGCACAGGAUCGUGCUCGCCACGCGGUCGCCUGUUUUCAGAGCACAGCUCUAUGGCCCCAUCAGGGAGGCAGGAACAGGAACAGCUCCCAUUGUCAUUGAAGACGUGCAGGCAGAUGCUUUCAGAGCCCUUCUCCGUUUCGUCUACACGGAUUCUUUGCCUCCGUCGGAUGAUCUCCAGUCGGAUGAUUACGCUGAGAUGAUCCGCCACUUGCUUGUGGCGGCGGAUCGGUACGCGAUGGAGAGGCUAAAGCUCAUGUGUCAAAGCAUCCUCUGCAAGAAUCUUACUGUGCAGGAUGUUCCAACCACGUUGGCUCUAGCUGAUCAACAUAAUUGCGACUUGCUUAGGGAUGCCUGCGUUGAGUUUAUUGGCUGUUUAAGCGCAACGGAUGCCGUGGCGGCAACUCAAGGCUACAAGGAUCUGAAACGAACUUGCCCAUCUAUUGUAACUGAUUUUGAGGAGGCAAGUAAACUUCGUAAAACAUGAGCUGAUUAGCUUAUUUAUUAAGCAAAACUCACUGUCAGAUGAAUGUAGAAUUGGAGAUUACUACCACCUUAGUUAUAUGAAAUUAUGAAUAGUUUGCUAGUUUUGUUGAAUAAUACUCUCAGGUAGUCAGGUUAACUACUAUUGGUCAGAGCUGAUCACAGGCUUAAGCAGCUCAUUCUUAGUUGAAUAGAAGGAGAUUAGUACCUCCUUUGUCAUAUGAGUAGCUUUAUAGCUUUUAAGCUUUGUUAUAUCCUCUCAGGUUAGCUACUAUUAAUGAGUAUGGUCUUAGAAUUUAAAACAAAAAUGCCUGCUUUUAUGUGUUGAUGAUGGAUAGAACUGGAUGUCUGAACUGUGCAUAGCUUUGCAAAAGUUGAUGGUUUUUUCCCUUUCUGUUUGCACUUGUCUGCAAGCUUGAUGUUUCAGGCACACGUUUAGCUUUGUCAUAUCCUUUAUGAUAAGUUCUGUGUGGAAUAUUUAUUAUGAUGACCUCAACCAUCUCUAUAAAACAAAUUGAUGAGAGAAUAAAGCAUCAUAAACUAGAAUAUCUUUGACAGUAGCAGAGUAUUUAUUGUGCUUCCUUGAUACUUAACGCAUAUGACAAUAGAAGUACAUUUAUAUCUUUUGUGUAACUCUUGGAGGGUAGUAUGCUUCAGAUGCAUGCAUCGAAGAAUAAAACUUUCUUCAAUUCAAUUAUUGAUUUUGAAUCAUAUUAGACAGGCUUUUGAUUGAACUACUGAAACAAAGUUUGAGGAAUUGGUAGAUCAAAAACUACAACAAUAAAAGUAAAUUAAGGGGAGUUUGAGAAUUUGAUGGUUGUAUUAACGGUUAUUAGAUUCAUGUAACGUUCGCAAAUUUGUAUAACAGAAAAAUUCCAACUUUUUAAUUUUUUUUGUUUGAUUGUGUGUUGCAUGUAAAAUGUGAGGUGAAACUUAGUCAAAUAUUUUCCUUCCGCCAAAUUCAAAAUCCAAACUUCAAAACUAUUUACAACGAACUGGUGGUCAUGAAGAUUGAUCACCUACAUGACAAAAGGCAUUUUCAAAUAAAAUGUUUUCAAAAUAAUAAUAAUAAUCCAUACCUAUUAAUAAAAUGACAAAAUUUCAGCCUAUUUUUUGAUCCAUCCAUUUUUUUAGUCCGUCUUUCUCUAACUACCGGACAAAUGCAGAAUUUCUUCUAUCCGGACUUAUAUAUAACUCAGUUCCCUCAAAAAAAACUUAUAUAUAAAGCUCUUUGACUGGCAUGAUAUGGAGUUCGAUUCCAGUUUUAUAUAGGUCCUAUAUAAGGUAACCUUGAUAGCUAGGAGGAGUCCUAAUCCUAAUAUAAAUAGAUUACUCCAAUCUUUAAGUAAUCCAAAUAGAAAAUGAUAUAAAUUUUCUAUUUUCUUGGUUUACCUUUUUCUCUAUUUUUUCAUCUAUUUGUCCCGGACUACUAUAUCUAGUUCUAUUC
This is a messenger RNA of Sorghum bicolor (sorghum), 6457 nucleotides long. Its product is annotated as BTB/POZ and MATH domain-containing protein 2. Gene Ontology annotation, molecular function: protein binding. The record is from RefSeq and is a predicted model, not a curated record. The transcript has a single exon. The coding region runs from base 3938 to 5014 and encodes 358 amino acids. NCBI's taxonomy places the organism in Eukaryota, Viridiplantae, Streptophyta, Magnoliopsida, Poales, Poaceae. Gene Ontology annotation, biological process: protein ubiquitination.